UCAGGCAAAAUGCUGCCCUUUCCCCUGCCCACUUUUAGGGCACAGGCUGGGCUACUAGAGAGUAAGCUGCUUAUAUAAGCCCAGCUACUUGGUGAGCUGAACUAGUCAGAUGCCUUCAGCAGGUGAGACAAAUCAGAGCAGAAAAGUUAAAGAAAAGAAAACUCAUGCACACACUCACACAGAAUCUGCAGAUUACCUGAACUUCCUUCUUUUGCUGUUUUGUAGCCAUGGCCAAGAGGCUGCUGCUGCUUUUGACCGGGCUGGCGCUCCUAUCCGGGUUCUGUGGAGCAGAUUACCGUGGGAAGGAAUUUGUAACAUGCUACCUGCAGAACUACUUGGCAAGCCAACAAAGUCCUAGGCUUGAGCUGCUUAUCACCGGAUAUCACCCUGCAACCACCGUCACAGUCACCGUGAACAAAUCUGCCUUUCAGAAAACGGUUUUAGUCAAUGAGAAGGAGACCGUGUCCGUUGUGGUCCCGGCCUCUUUGGAGUUGACGGGGAACAAUAUAUUUGAUGGGGUUGUGAGGAUCCAAGCUGACAAAGAUAUCUUAGUCUUUUCCUACAACUACAAGCUGACAUCAAGUGCUGCCACAGUCGUGUACCCAGUUCAGCAGCUGGGCACACAAUAUUAUGUGGUAACCCCAGAAGGGCAUCUCUCAAACACUUUCAAGGAAUUUGCAGUUGUAGCCUAUCAGUUUCCCACUCAGGUCACUAUUCACCUGAAAGGGGCUGUGACAUUCCAAGGGAAGGUUUAUGGUGCAGGGAGCAGGCUUGCUGUUGACCUCAAAGCCUUCCAAGCGAUUCAGCUGCAAAGCUCAGUUGAUUUGUCUGGCAGCAAGGUUGAAUCAGAUGCGCCCGUGGCUGUUUUGAGUGGGCACAGCUGUGCCAUACAGUUCUCAGAAUGUGACCAUGUCGUUGAGCAGCUCUUGCCUGUUUCCAGCUGGGGCACCAGCUUCAUAGUUCCUCCACUGUCUUUUCAACCUAGAGUAGACAUUGUGUAUGUCAUCGCUUCCCAAAAUACUUUGAUCCAAUACCAGUCUGGGGUCACCCAAGACUCCCGCCGUGCUGUGGCUGGAGAAAUCCUGCGGUUUGAGAAGCAGCCCUCUCAGGCCCUUCACUUCUUUGCUGAUGUAGGAAUCCAGGUCCUAUUUUUCUACACUGGUACCAAUAAUGGAAAUUGCCAGUACGAUCCAUUCCUCAUCAAUGUUCCAGCCUUAACAAGCUAUUGCACGUCAUAUCACAUUGAUGGGAUUAAGGACUUUGAUAAUUUUGCUGUCAUCAUGGCCAAAACCUCUGUUUCUGGUGGGAUCACAUUGGAGAAAAAACCCAUUACCAAUGUUGAAUGGGCAACAGUCCCUGGAACAGAAUAUUCUUUUGCUCUACUCAGCUUGGGCAAAGAAGCCAGUGCCCUCUCUGUAGAACAUCCCACCACUCCUUUUGGGCUCUUCAUCCUUGGAGGUGCCAAAAGCAAUGGUUAUGCCUCCGUGGCCAUUUGCUCUUGUGACAAACCAGUGUCUCCAUGCAGCUUGAUCCAGUGCAGGAAGAAGGAAAAGUGUAAAAUCGUAGGAGGUGAUCCAGUGUGUGUGCCAGAGUCUGAAUCCAGCUGUUGGGCCCAGGGAGAUCCUCAUUAUCACACCUUCGAUGGGAAGAAAUUUGACUUCAUGGGCACCUGUACCUACACUAUUGCCAAGACUUGCGGCUCGGACGCAACUCUUCCUUCCUUCAGUGUUGAAGCCAAGAAUGAGAACAGGGGAGGAAAUACUCGUGUUUCGUACAUUGGCUCUGUGACAGUCACAGUCUAUAACACCAUCAUCAAGGUGGUCAGAAAUGAGAAAGGCUUUGUGAGGGUGGACAACCUGCGGUUCCGCCUGCCCAUCUCCCUGAAUGAAGGGAAACUCCGUCUCUACCAGAGUGGGAGCUCUGUCUUCGUUGAGACAGAUUUCUCCCUGAAGGUCUCCUAUGACUGGAACAGCUACCUGGUGGUGAAGCUCUCCAGCAGCUUUUAUGAAAAUGUCUGUGGUCUUUGUGGCAACUACAAUGGAGACCCUGCUGAUGACUUCAGCACCCCCACUGGGGCCUUGGCUCCCAACCCCAAUGAGUUUGGAAAGAGCUGGAAGGUGGACGAUGGCGAUAGGUUGUGUUGGGAUGACUGCCAUGGGGAAUGCAAAACCUGCUCCCCAGAGAUGGCCAAGAAGUAUGAAGGCGAACCAUACUGUGGCUGGCUCAUCAAAGGAGAGGAUGGCCCAUUCAGCAAGUGUCAUUCUGUGAUCGACCCCAACCCCUAUCUGGGGAACUGUGUCUAUGACCUCUGCAUGAAUGAUGGCCUGAAGGAGCUUCUUUGUGAUGCGCUGAAUUCCUACGCAGUUGCUUGCCAGGAAAAAGGAGUUUCUAUAUCUGACUGGAGGUCCCGCACUGGUUGCGGUGUAUCCUGCCCCGAGAACAGCCAUUACGAGCUCUGUGGGUCUCCAUGUCCUGCCACCUGCAAUGACCAAGCUGGGCCCAAGAACUGCUCCUCGAUGUGUUGCGUGGCAGGCUGCCAAUGUAAUGAGGGCUUUGUGUUGGAUGCUGGGAAAUGCAUCCCCAAGUCUGCCUGUGGGUGCGUGUUUGAGGGGAAGCACUUUCUUCCCGGUGAGCACUUCUGGGGAGACAAGACAUGUACGAAAAGGUGCUUCUGUGACCCACAGACAAGACAAGUGAGCUGCCAGGCAGUGAGCUGCGGAAAGGGAACGGAGUGUAGGGUCGAGGGUGGCAUCCAGAACUGCUACCCAACCAGUUUUGGCAACUGCUCUGGCUCUGGCGACCCGCACUACAUUAGCUUCGAUGGGCGGAAGUUUGACUUCCAGGGCACCUGUGUGUAUCAGUUCACUGGGCUGUGUGAGAAGAGGGACGACCUGGUCGAUUUCCAGGUCCUCGUCGAAAAUGACCAGCGAGGCGGCCAGUCUGUGUCUUACACCCGGGUUGUAGAGGUGAAAGUUUAUGGGGCAUCCAUUGUGAUGAGCAGAGGGAACCCUGCAAAAGUCAUGGUGAACGACUUGCUGACCAACCUGCCCUACAGCAUCGACAUCAGCAAAAUCUCCGUAUACAGGAGAGGGCAAGGGGCAGUGGUCCAGACAGACUUCCAACUGACCGUCAUCUUUGAUGGGAUAAGCCGGGUCACUGUGUCUGUGCCCAGCAGCUACCAUGGCGCCCUGUGUGGUCUCUGUGGGAACUUCAAUGGCAACAAGCAGGAUGAUCUAACCAUGAAAGAUGGCACAGUGGCUCCACACCCAUCAGACUUUGGUCAGAGCUGGAAAGAACGGGAGGUGCCAGGCUGCAGCAAAGGGGGCACGGAAGAAUGCCCUGCUCUGUCGGCCAUUGAGAAGAAUCAACGGAACCUCAACAAGGAGUGCGGGCUUAUCCUAGCCAAGAGCGGCCCCUUCAGAGAAUGUCACAGCAAAGUGGAUCCAGAAGGAUUCUUCCAAGAUUGUGUGUACGAUUAUUGCUUCUUUGACGGCCAACAAUCUGUGAUCUGCCAGGUCAUUGCCAGCUAUGCUGCAGCGUGCCAGGAAGCUGGGGUGACUCUCUAUCCUUGGAGAUCGGACACCUUCUGCAGUCUUCCCUGCGCUCCGAAUAGCCACUACGAGCUCUGUGCGAGAGGUUGUGCUCAGACCUGCGGCAGCUUUUAUGCUACAGUCCCUUGUUCGGCUACGUGCCACGAAGCCUGUGUGUGCGACGAGGGCUUUUUGCUGAGCGGUGAUCAAUGUGUGCCCACAUCCCGGUGCGGCUGUCUCUACCAAGGCCACUACUACCCGGCAGGAGAGACUUUCUACCCAACCUGUCAGGAGCGUUGCAUGUGCCAAGCUGGGGGGAGUAUUGCGUGUGUCUCAUUCUCCUGUGGUCCCAAUCAAGAAUGCCGAUUGUCAGAUGGCGUCCGGAAAUGCUACCCCGUUGGCAAUGCCACCUGUUCUGGUUCGGGUGACCCUCACUAUCUCUCCUUCGAUGGACGGGCCUUUGACUUCCAAGGCACCUGCACUUAUACCUUGGCUACGGUUAACACAGGCAACCGGCUCUUGAGAUCCUUUGCGGUUAACGUGGAAAACGAGGCCUGGGGGAAUGGGAAGGUGUCCGUUACCAAGAUGGUUUCUGUCUCAGUCUACGGCAUUACACUUACAUUACUGCAGAACAAGCAAGGUCAAGUGAUGGUGAACGGCUUGAUCUACACUGUCCCUAUAUCCUUGUCUGCUGGGCGGGUCAGAGCCUAUCAACAUGGCACAAAAGUCCUGAUAGAAACUGACUUUGGUCUCAUUGUGAGCUAUGACCUGGUUUACCGUGUGACAGUCACAGUCCCAAGCACUUACCAGAGUGAGAUGCGAGGCCUCUGUGGGAACUACAACGGGAAGAAGGAGGAUGACUUCCUGCUACCCGAUGGAAGCACAACUUCCGAUGCAGGUGCCUUUGGUGCUUCCUGGAAGGUUCCAGUCCAUGGGGCAGCUGGAUCUUGCUCAGAUGGAUGCUCUGGAAACAGCUGCCCAGUCUGUGAUGAAAGGAAGAAGGACAUCUUCAAACAGCGCCACUACUGCGGGAUCCUCACUGCGCCUGAUGGCCCCUUCAGUGCUUGCCACGGAAAGGUCGAUGCCAGUUUAUACUUCAGCGACUGCAUCUAUGACCUGUGCAUGGGCAACGGGGACAGCCAGGUCUUGUGCAACAGCAUCCAGAGCUACAUAUCUGCCUGCCAAGCGACCGGGGUCUCUGUCAAGCCUUGGAGGAGCCCUGGCUUCUGUCCUAUGCGCUGCCCUGUCAACAGUCACUAUGAGAUCUGUGCCCAGCUCUGCCCCACCUCCUGUGCCAAGAUCACAGACCCUGCACCCUGUCCGAAGACUUGUGCCGAGGGCUGCCAGUGUAAUGAUGGUUUCUUCUUUGAUGGUGUUGGCUGUGUCUCUGCAAAAGACUGUGGGUGCAUAAAGAAUGGACGCUACUAUAAGCCCAAUGAGAAGGUUCUGCUGAAUGCAUGCCAGGAGAUCUGCCACUGCAUCCCAGGCUUCGGAGUAAUUUGUGAGGCCCACAACUGCGCUGCCGAUGAGAUGUGCAAGAUCCAAGAUGGAGUCAUGGGUUGCAUUAAUAAGGAUCCAUGUAAAUCCCUGAAGUGCCGAGAAAAAGAAACAUGCAAGAUUGUGAACGGCCAGGCCAAAUGCAUCCCUAACUUCUCAGGAAUUUGCUGGGCCUGGGGGGACCCACACUACCAAACCUUUGACAAAAAGAAGUUUGAUUUCCAGGGCACUUGUUCUUACACUAUUGCCAAGUACUGUGGGAAUGAUGCUACGCUGGUGCCUUUCACUAUCGAUGAGAAGAACGACAACAGGGGAAACCAGGCUGUGUCCUACGUGCGUCUGACCAACAUCUAUGUCUAUGGGUACAAGAUCUCCAUCCACAAACAGGAAACUGGAAGAAUCCGGCUGAAUGACAACAUUGUCAGCCUUCCACUGACUCUUGAAGGUGGCAAGAUCAAGCUGUACCAGAGCGGCGCCAAUGCUGUCUUGCAAACAGAUUUCGGCCUCCAAGUGACGUACGAUUGGAAAUGGCACCUGGUGAUCACUCUCCCCAGCAGCUACUAUGGGGCCAUGUGUGGGCUCUGUGGAAACUUCAAUCAAAACCCUGCAGAUGACAUGAUCUUUCCCAAUGGCACCAAGGCUGCCUCCAUAAUAAGCUGGGCCAGCAGCUGGAAAGUCAAGGACCGGGACCCCUUUUGUUGGGAUUACUGCCGAGGGAAUUGCCCAACAUGUGAUGAGAGCAAGAGGGCGCUGUAUGGAAAGGAAGAGUAUUGUGGGCUGAUCAGCAAAACCUCAGGGGGCCCCUUCAGAGAAUGCCAUUCCAUAGUGAAUCCAGAUGACUUCUUUGACAGCUGCAUUUAUGACGUGUGUCUCAAUGGAGGGGCCAAGAACAUCCUUUGCCAGGCCUUGGAGGCCUAUGCUAAAACCUGUAGGAAAGAGGGUGCCGUCAUAUACGAUUGGAGGACAGCCUCUGGCUGUGCCUUGCCGUGCCCUCAGAAUAGCCACUAUGAGUUCUGUGGCAAUGCCUGCCCCGCCAGCUGCUCUGACCGCACGGCUCCCUCUUUCUGCACGCAGCCAUGCGUGGAAGCCUGCCAGUGCAACAAUGGCUACGUCCUCAGCGUCGACAAGUGUGUGCCUGUUGGGAGCUGUGGCUGCACCUACAAUGGGCUCUACUACAAACCCGGAGAGGAGUUCUGGGCUGAUGAAACCUGUGGUUUCCGCUGCACGUGUGACCCCACCCUGGGCAUCGCGGUGUGCAAACCAGCUGGCUGCAAAGACAGUGAGCAGUGCACUGUGGUCAAUGGAGUCCGGGGCUGUUAUCCUGUAAGCACCGCUACUUGCUCAGCAACCGGGGACCCUCACUAUACGACCUUUGAUGGGAAGAAAUAUGACUUCAUGGGCACCUGUGUCUACCAGCUGGCUGGGCUCUGCUCUAAGGACCCGACUCUCAGGCCUUUCACUGUCAAUGUGGAGAACAACAUCCGAGGCAACCCAAAGGUGUCUUACACCAAAGUGGUGACUUUGAAGGUCUAUGAUGUAACCAUGAUCAUGAGCCAGGAGCAUCCACGCAGGAUUCAGGUCAAUGGUGUCUUUGUGAACCUUCCUUUCUACCAUGAAGACAAGAUAAAAGCUUACAUCAGUGGGAAUGAGGGCGUCAUCAAGACUGAUUUUGGCCUGACGGUAGCCUUUGACUGGAACACCAAUGCCAAAGUCACUGUACCCAGUACAUACGCCAAUGCCGUUUGUGGCCUCUGCGGCAACAACAACUUGAACCCCAAUGAUGACUUGACCAUGAAGGAUGGGAGUCAUGCAUCCAGCAUCUCCCAAUUUGCGGAGAGCUGGAAAGUGGGAGAGGCCCCUGGGUGCACACCGGGUUGCACCACCGAUUGCCCGCCAUGUGGAGAGGCACAGAAAGAAACCUACAAGGGCGACCAGUACUGUGGCAUCCUCAUCAAAAAGGAUGGGCCAUUCUGGCGAUGCCAUGAUGUCCUUGACCCAACACCCUACUUCACAGAUUGUGUCUUUGACACCUGCCAGUAUCACGGUCAGCAUAAAAUUCUGUGCGAUGCCAUCAGCGUCUACGUGGCAGCAUGUCAGGCUCUGGAAGUUGAGAUUGAAGAAUGGAGAUCAAACUCUUUCUGCAGCCCUGCCUGCUCACCCAACUCUUACUACGAGCUCUGCGGAAACGGCUGCCCUGCCACUUGUCAUGGUCUCUCGGCUCCCGAUGGCUGUGAGAUGUCCUGCAAAGAAGGAUGCUAUUGCAAUCCAGGGUUUAUCUUGAGUGGGGACCAGUGCGUCUCCAUUGGCGAUUGUGGCUGUGAGCACCAGGGCAACUACUACAAGAAGGGCGAGGUUUUCUACCCUGGUUCCUCUUGCCAGGAACGAUGCCAAUGUGCAGAAAAUGGAGUUGUCAAAUGCCUGGACUUCUCCUGUGGGCCCCAUGAGGAGUGUAGGGUGAAGGACGGUGUCCAAGGCUGUCAUCCUAUAGGGUCUGGCACAUGCAGUUUGGCCGCAGGCUCCCACUACCUAACUUUUGAUGGACGGGCCUACGACUUCCAGGGAACCUGCACUUAUACUUUAGCUAAAGUCCACAGUGUGGGUUCUCAGCUGGCAAACUUCUCAGUGUUGGUGGAGAAUGAAAAGUCUUUUACCAAGAUGCUUGUGGUCUCUUGUCAUGGAUAUACUGUUGUUAUUGAGAGGGCAAUAAAGUGGAAAGUCAAGGUGGGUGGAGAGCUCUAUACGCUGCCCAUGAGGACAAAGGAUGGGAAACUCUGGGCCAACCAGGAAGGCAACAAUAUCAUUCUCCAGUCCAGCUUGGGUCUCCAAGUCCUUUUUGACACCUCCUCUUAUGUACUGGUGUCUGUCCCCAGUAUCUAUCAGGGAUUUGUCAGUGGCCUAUGUGGCAAUUUCAAUAAGGACAAGACUGAUGACUUUACUCUACCCACGGGGGAAAGAACCCAGAAUGUGGAAGAGUUUGGGGCCUCUUGGAAGGUUCCCAUUGAUGGUGCCAGAUGCUCCGAUGGUUGUGGAGAUAAAUGCCCCGUCUGUGAUGCAGCCAAGACAGCGCCAUACCGACCCGAGAGUUCCUGCGGAAUGAUCCAAGCCAAAUCCGGCCCCUUCAGGAACUGUCACUCCUUGGUAGACCCUGCUGAAUACUUCAACCACUGUCUGUAUGACAUGUGUGCAGCCAAUGGUGCAGGAGAAACUCUCUGCAGAAGCAUCCAGGCUUAUGUAGCUGCAUGUCAGGCUGCAGGAGUCACAAUUGGAGCCUGGAGAACAAACAACUUCUGCCCUCUCACUUGCCCAUCCAACAGCCACUACGAGUUGUGUACAAAGACCUGUGAUUUCACCUGCACCAGCUUAUCCACUCCAGGCCGGUGCACAAAACAAUGCUUUGAAGGUUGCCAGUGUGAUUACGGCUACCUGUUUGAUGGUGACAAGUGUGUGGCAGUGGGGAACUGUGGCUGUGCGCAUGAUGGGCGCUACAUCAAGGCUGGCGAGACAGUUGUUUUUGAAGGUUGCUCAACCAACUGCACUUGUCGCCCAAUAGGCCAACUGGUCUGUGCGGGAACUAGCUGCCAGUUAGGAGAGAUUUGUGCCCUCCACAAUGGUGUGCGUGGUUGCAGGGGACAGGAAGGCGAGUGCGUCAUUGUCCCUGGAGCACGGUUGACCUCCUUUGAUGGUGUCUCUGGGGGAAUCCUUCACGAAGGAGCUUACGAAGUGGCUUCCCUUUGCAAUGAAAACGACCUCUUUUGGUUCAGGAUCAUAGCAGUGGUCAAGAAAUGCAACGAAAUGGAUUUGCCAUCAGUGUCGAUGAUACAUGUAUUUUUCCAAAGGAUGCUUAUCACUGUAAAAACAAACAAAGAGACCUGGGUCAAUGGGCACCAAGUGACGCUCCCGGCAAUGGUAUCUGCAGGUGUCUCCAUAAGCCUCUCUCAGGAUGGUGUUGUGAUUAAUUUGGCCUCCGAUGUAAAAGUUCUCCUCAGAGCCUGCGGGGAAAUGACAGUGGAAGUCAGCGAAAGCCUGGAAGGAAAACUCUGUGCCUCCUGUGGCAACUUCAAUGGAAAUGGUAUUGAUGACCUGAAGCUGCCCAAUGGGAACGUAGCAGGAAAUAUUGCUGAGGUCAUUGAUGCCUGGAAGGCCAAGGACUUCACUAGCUGUUGUAGCUGUUUGAAAGAAAUGGAGAAAGAUGGUUACAAUUUGCUGAGCCAGACAUUCCACCCAGCUGCCACGGCCAUUUCAUACUUAGCUGCAGAGGGCGAGGACGAGGGAAGCCAUGGACAGCAGUGGGAGAGCAGGACGGAUGUUGGGUAUUGUGGAGCAAGUUCCAGAGGGACGGAAUUUAUCACAGCCUUCCUGGAGAACGCAUACAAAAGUAACGGCACUCCUAAACUUCAGCUGCUUAUCACUGGAUAUCAUCCUGCAACCACCGUCACAGUCACAGUGAACAAAUCUACAUUUCAGAAAACGGUUUCUGUCAAUGAGAAGGAGACCGUGUCCAUUGUGGUUCCAGCCUCCUCAGAGAUGAAGGGGACCAACAUUUUUUAUCAGACUGUGCGGAUCCAAGCUGACAAAGAUAUAUCGGUGUUUUCUUACAAUGACAAGUUUUCAACAAGUGCUGCCACAGUCGUGUACCCAGUUCAGCAGCUGGGCACAUCAUAUUAUGUGGUAACCCCAGUGGGGGAUGCGGCAAACACUUUCAAGGAAUUUGCAGUUGUAGCCUAUCAGUUUCCCACUCAAGUCACUAUUCACCUGAAAGGGGCUGUGACAUUCCAAGGGAAGGUUUAUGGUGCAGGGAGCAGGCUUGUUGUUGACCUCAAAGCCUUCCAAGCCAUCCAGCUGCAAUGCUCAGUUGAUUUGUCUGGUACCAAGGUUGAAUCCGUUGCGCCCGUGGCUGUUUUGAGUGGGCACAUCUGUGUCCAGAAGUUCUCAUAUUGUGACCAUGUUGCUGAGCAGCUCUUGCCUGUUUCCAGCUGGGGCACCACCUUCAUAGUUCCCCCAGUGCCCUUCCAAACUCAGACUGACAUUGUGUAUGUCGUCGCUUCCCAAGAUAACACUUUGAUCCAAUACCAGUCUGGGGCCACUCCAGGUUCCCGCCGUGCAGUGGCUGGGGAAGUCAUCCAGUUCCAAAUGCAGCCAUCUCAGUCCUAUUUCUUCUCUGCCAAUGCAGGGAUCCAGGUCCUUUUCUUUUUUGCUGGUAACAGCAAGAAAUACGACCCUUUCCUCAUCAAUGUCCCUGCUUUAAACAGCUACUGCACAUCCUAUCACAUUGACGGGAUUAAGGAGCUUGAUAAUUUUGCUGUCAUCGUAGCAAAAACCUUAGAUUCAAAUGGGAUCACAUUAGAGAAGAGAGCCAUUACAAAUGCCAAGUGGACACGCAUCCCUGGAACAGAGUAUUCUUUCAGUCAACUUAGCUUGGGCAAAGAAGCCAGUGCCCUCUCUGUAGAGAAUCCCAGCGCUCCUUUUGGGCUCUUCAUUCUUGGAGGUGUACAUGCUGAUGGCUAUGGCUCUGUGGCCCUUUGCUCUUGCACCAAAUCCUGCCCUGAGAACAGCCAUUAUAAAGCCUGUGGAUCUCCUUGCCCUGCAACCUGCAAUGACCAAGUUGGGCUCCAAGACUGUUCCUCAUUGCCCUGUGUAGAGACCUGCCAAUGUAAUGAAGGCUUUGUGUUGGAUGCUGGGAAAUGCAUCUCCAAGGCUGCCUGUGGGUGCGUGUUUGAGGGGAAGUCCUUCUCGCCCGGUGAGCAGUUCUGGGGAGACAAAACAUGCACAAAACGCUGCAUCUGUGAUGCACAGAGCAAGCAAAUAAAAUGCCAGCCCGCCAGCUGCAAGAAUGGGGAGCAGUGCAAGGUAGAGAAGGGCCUCCAGAACUGCUACCCCACCAGCCGCGCCACCUGCUCUGCUUCAGGUGACCCUCACUAUCUCUCAUUUGAUGGACUGGCCUUUGACUUCCAAGGCACCUGCACUUAUACCUUGGCUAAGGCCAGCACAAACAACCGGCUCUUGAGAGCCUUUACUGUCAACGUGGAAAACGAGCCCUGGGGAAACAGGAAGGUUGCUGUUACCAAGAUGGUCUCAGUCACUGUCUACGGCAUUACACUCACAUUACUGCAGAGCAAGCAAGGUCAAGUGAAGGUGAAUGGCUUGAUCUACACCGUCCCUAUAUCCUUUUCUGCUGGGCGGAUCAGAGCCUAUCAACAUGGCACAAAAGUCCUGAUAGAAACUGACUUUGGUCUCAUUGUGAGCUACGACCUGGUUUACCACGUGACAGUCACAGUCCCAAGCACUUACCGUGGCCAGAUGCAAGGCCUCUAUCCUUUUCACAACGGGAACUACAACGGGAAGAAGGACGACGAGUUCCUGCUACCCAAUGGCGUAAUAACCUCUGACAUAGCUAAAUUUGGUGCUUCCUGGAAGGUCCGGGUCCCUGGGGCAGAUAGAUCUUGCUCAGAUGGAUGCUCUGGGAACAGCUGCCCAGUCUGCGAGGAAAGGAAGAAGGACGUUUUCAAACAGCGCAACUACUGCGGGGUCCUCACUGCGCCUGAUGGCCCCUUCAGUGCUUGCCACGGAAAGGUCGAUCCCGGUGUGUACUUCAGCAACUGCAUCUACGAUGUGUGCCUGGGCAACGGGGACAGCCAGGUGUUGUGCAACAGCAUCCAGAGCUACGUGUCUGUCUGCCAAGAGGCUGGGGUCUCUGUCAAGCCCUGGAGAAGCCCUUCCUUCUGUCUCCAACAACAGCUGGAUGGCCUCCAAGUGACGUACGAUUGGAACUGGCACCUGGUGAUCACUCUCCCCAGCAGCUACUAUGGGGCCAUGUGUGGGCUCUGUGGAAACUUCAAUCAAAACCCUGCAGACGACAUGGUCUUUCUCAAUGGCACCAAGGCUGCCUCCAUCAUAAGCUGGGCCAGCAGCUGGAAAGUCAAGGACCGGGACCCCUUUUGCUGGGAUUACUGUCGAGGGAAUUGCCCAACAUGUGAUGAGAGCAAGAGGGCGCUGUAUGGAAAGGAAGAGUAUUGUGGGGUGAUCAGCAAAACCUCGGGGGGUCCCUUCGGAGAAUGCCAUUCCAUAGUGAAUCCAGAUGACUUCUUUGACAGCUGCAUUUAUGACGUGUGUCUCAAUGGAGGGGCCAAGAACAUCCUUUGCCAGGCCUUGGAGGCCUAUGCUAAAACCUGUAGGAAAGAGGGUGCCGUCAUAUAUGAUUGGAGGACAGCCUCUGGCUGUGCCUUGCCGUGUCCUCAGAAUAGCCACUAUGAGUUCUGUGGCAAUGCCUGCCCCGCCAGCUGUGCCGACCGCAAUGCUCCCUCUGCAUGCAAACAGCCAUGCGUGGAAACCUGCCAAUGCAACGAUGGCUAUGUCCUCAGCGUCGACAAGUGUGUGCCUGUCGGGAGCUGUGGCUGCACCUUCAAUGGGCUCUACUACAAACCUGGAGAAGAAUUCUGGGCUGAUGAGACCUGUGGUUCCCACUGCACAUGUGAUCCCACCCUGGGCAUCGUGGUGUGCAAACCAGCUGGCUGCAAAGCCAGUGAGGCAUGCACUGUGGUCAACGGGGUCAGGGCUUGUCAUCCCGUAAGCACCGCUACUUGCUCAGCAGCUGGGGACCCUCACUAUACCACCUUUGAUGGGAAGAAAUAUGACUUCAUGGGCACCUGUGUCUACCAGCUGGCUGUGCUGUGCUCUAAGGACCCAACUCUCAAGUUUUUCACUGUCAAUGUGGAGAACAACCACCGAGGCAAUGAAAAUGUGUCCUACACCAAGGUGGUGACAUUGGAGGUCUACAAUGUCGUAAUCACACUUAGCCAGGAGUAUCCACGUAGGAUCCAGGUUAAUGAAGUCUUUGUGAACCUGCCUUUCUACCACGAAGACAAGAUAAAGGCUUAUAUCAGUGGGAGUGAGGUCUUCAUCAAGACUGAUUUUGACCUGACAGUAACCUUUGACUGGAACAGCUAUGUCAAAGUCAGUGUACCCAGUACAUAUGCCAAUGCUGUUUGUGGCCUCUGUGGCAACAACAACUUGAACCCCAGUGAUGACUUGACCAUGAAGGAUGGGAGACAAGCACCUAGCAUAUUCCAUUUUGCAGAGAGCUGGAAGGUGGCAGAGGUCCCUGGUUGUUCACAGGGUUGCACCACCGAUUGCCCACCAUGUGGAGAGGCACAGAAACAAGCUUAUAAGAGCAAUCAAUACUGUGGGAUCCUCAUCAAGAGGGAUGGGCCUUUCAGGCACUGCCAUGAGAUCAUCGACCCAACGCCCUACUUCAAUGAUUGCAUCUUUGAUGUCUGCCAGUAUCAUGGCCUGCACAACAUUCUGUGCAACGCCAUCGGCUUUUACGGGGCAGCCUGUCAGGAUCUGGACAUUGAGCUUGAAGAAUGGAGAUCAGAGUCUUUCUGCAGCCCUGCCUGCUCACUCAACUCUCACUAUGAGCUCUGUGGAAAUAGCUGCCCUGCCACUUGCCGUGGUCUCUCGGCUCCUGAUGGGUAUGAGAUGUCCUGCAAAGAAGGAUGCUAUUGCAAUCCAGGGUUCGUCUUCAGUGGGGACCAGUGCGUCUCCAUUGGCGAUUGUGGCUGUGAGCACCAGGGCAACUACUACAAGAAGGGAGAGGAGUUCUACCCCGGUUCCUCCUGCCAGGAACGAUGCCAAUGUACAGACAAUGGCGUUGUCAAAUGCCAUGAAAUCUCCUGUGGGCCCCACGAGGAAUGUAGGGUGAAGGACGGUGUCCAAGGCUGUCAUCCUGUAGGGUCUGGUACUUGCAGUUUGGCCGCAGGCUCCCACUACCUAACUUUUGAUGGACAGGCCUACGACUUCCAAGGAACCUGCACUUAUACUUUAGCUAAAUUCCAAGGAAAGGAUGCUCAGCUGGCAAACUUUGCCGUGUCAGUGGAAAAUGAAGGGUCACUGACUAAGAUGAUUGUAGUAUCUUUUCAUGGAUACACCACUGUCAUUGAGAAGGCAACAAACUGGAAGCUCAAGGUGGAUGGAGAGCUAUAUACACUGCCCAUGAAGACAAAGGAUGGGAAACUCUGGGCCAACCAGGAAGGCAACAAUAUCAUUGUCCAGUCUGACUUUGGUCUCCAAGUCCUUUUUGACACUUCCUCUUACGUCUUGGUGUCUGUCCCCAGUAACUACCAAGGACAUGUCAAUGGCCUAUGUGGUAAUUUCAAUAAGGACAGGACUGAUGACUUUACUCUGCCUACCGGGAAAAGUACCCAGAAUGUGGAAGAGUUUGGGGCCUCUUGGAAGGUUCCCAUUGAUGGUGCUAGAUGCUCCGAUGGUUGUGGAGAUAAUUGCCCCAUCUGUGAUGCAGCCAAGACAGCACCGUACCGACCCGAGAGUUCCUGCGGAAUGAUCCAAGCCAAAUCCGGCCCCUUCAGGGGCUGUCACUCCUUGGUAGACCCUGCUGAAUUCUUCAACCACUGUCUGUAUGACAUGUGUGCAGCCAAUGGUGCAGGAGAAACUCUCUCUCUCACCUGCCCACCCAAUAGCCAUUACAAGUUGUGUACAAGGUCCUGUGAUUCCACCUGCACCAGCUUGUCCACUGUGCCCCGGUGCACCAAAAAUUGCUUUGAAGGUUGCCAGUGUGACGGUGGCUACCUGUUUGACGGUGACAGAUGUGUGGCAAUGGGGAACUGUGGCUGCGUGCAUGACGGGCGCUACAUCAAGGUCAUACCUCUUGAGGUAAAUGGGCGCCAAAGGACACUCCCCGUGAAGUUUUCUGAAGAUGUCUCUAUAAGCCUGUCUCAGGAUGUGACUGUGAUUAAAUUAGCCUCGGUAGUAAAAGUUCUCCUUGGACCCAAUGGGGAAAUGAAAGUGCUAAUCAGCAAAACAUUGGAAGAUAAAGUCUGUGCCUCCUGCGGGAACUUCAAUGGAGAUGGUGCUGAUGAUCUGAAGUUGCCCAAUGGGAAGAUAGCAGGAAAUAUGGCUGAGGUCAUUGAUGCCUGGAAAGCUGAGGACUUCUCUGGCAGUACCUGUGGGAAAGAAUUUGUCACAGCCUUCCUGAAGAACUACUUGCCAAGCCAGCACAAUGUUUCAUUUGAGCUGCUUAUCACUGGAUAUCAACCUGCAACCACCGUCACAGUCACAGUGAACAAAUCUACAUUUCGGAAAACGGUUUCUGUCAAUGAGAAGGAGACUGUGUCCGUUGUGGUCCCAGCCUCCUCAGAGAUGAGGGGGAGCAACGUUUUUGAUCAGACUAUGCGGAUUCAAGCUGACAAAGAUAUAUCGGUGUUUUCCAUCAAUUACAAGGCUGUCACAACCUUGCCAUGCCCUCAGAAUAGCCACUAUGAGUUCUGUGGCAAUGCCUGCCCCACCAGCUGCGCCAACCGCAAUGCUCCCUCUGCCUGCAAACAACCAUGUGUGGAAACCUGCCAGUGCAAUGAUGGCUACGUCCUCAGCAUCGACAAGUCCGCUGUUAGUGCGUUGUCAAGCAUGGGGAUGAUCAAUCUCUGGACCAGGUUCUGUUUACUAUGGGGCAUUUCAAGUGGCCCUGCCUGGAUGAUGUUCAACAUACUCCCUGCCACAGUCUCCUCUAGCCCUUUAGGAAGAGAGUUCAUCACAGCUUUCAUGCAGAACGGCUUGCCACGGAUGUUCCAGGGAGAUUUUAAGCUGCUCAUCACAGGGUAUGCUCCUGCCACAUCCAUUACUAUCUCCAUGAAGCAGCCUGCCUUAAGAGUACAGACCGAGGUGAAUGCUGGCCAAACACUGUCAGUGAAAAUCCCACCAGAGGCGGAGAUGGUUGGAAGCAGUGUCUUUGAAAACACGCUCACUGUCCGGGCUGACAAGGACAUAUCCAUUAUCUCUCUGAACUACAAACCCCAGACAGCCGACACCUCCAUUGUCUAUCCCGUAGCAAGCUUAGGUACUGAGUACUACGUCAUUACCCCAAACGUGGGCACAGAUCGCUACAGAGAGGUAGCCAUCAUAGCUUGGGAAGAACCUACAGCAGUUGAGGUCUACCUGAAAGGGGCUGUUACAUUCCAAGGAAAAGUCUAUCCCCGGGGCACCGUGCUCCCCAUCUCACUCCAACCUUAUCAAGCUGCUCAGCUACAAAGCCAGGUGGACCUGUCAGGCACUAGAAUAGUCUCCCAGAAACCAGUAGCCGUUUACAGUGGACACACAUGCGUCUCCAGGCAAGUCCAUGCUUGUGACCAUGUCUUUGAACAGCUUUUGCCUGUUUCCAGCUGGGGCACCAACUUCAUCAUCCCCUCCUUGCCCUUUAACAUGGAGUAUGACAUGGUGUUUGUUUCCACUUCCCAAAAGACUCAUGCCGAUACUCAGAUGGGACAGAGCAAGAGAAGCCGGAAUUUGCCUGCUGCACGGGCGACAAUGUAUGGCAUUCAAGGGACAACUGCCAUGUCCCUCUCAGCUAGUUCUGGUGUCCAGGUGAUGUUCUUCAGUGAUGGCGGAACCUAUGGGAACCUCCAAUAUGACCCCUUCUUCAUGGCAAUCCCUGACAUCUCCAGCUAUUGUCAGGCCUACCACAUCUAUGGGCACGACCAUUUUGAAAACUAUGCCCUUAUCAUUGCAAAAUCUUCAGAGACUUCUGGGAUCACCUUGGAUAAGAGACCACUGAGUGGUCUUCAGUGGAAGCUGGUGUCUGGCACUGAAUACUCCUGGGCAUCACACAGCUUGGGCCAGGGAUAUACAGUCCACACAAUAGAACAUGCCUCUUCCCCCUUUGGGCUGCUGAGUGUUGGAAUUGGAAACGAGAAAGCUUAUGGCUCCCCAGCUAUUUGUGCAAAUGAUCCCUGCAAAAAGCUCCAGUGCAGGACUAAGGAAACAUGUGUGACGCAGAAUGGUCAAGCGAGAUGUGUCCAUGAGUACAUGGGGACCUGCCAAGGUUCCGCUGCUCAGGAUUUCCAGACUUUUGAUGGUCUGUUAGUGGACAUUCAAGACUCCUGCACCUACACCAUUGCAAAGUACUGCGGCAGUGACUCCACACUGGUCCCUUUCUCAUUGGAGGAGAAGAGCAGCAACCUGAACAGUCAGGAUGCCGCCAAGAUGCAGCUGAGCCAUCUCAAAGUGUAUGGCCACACGGUCACCAUUAACAAGGGAGAAAGUGUCCAACUCAUGCUGAAUGGUGUGGCAGCCAGCAUCCCUGCGAAUCUGGAGGGCGGAAAAAUCAAGGUUUCUGAGAACAAUGGAUUGCCCAUCAUUGAAACAGAUUUCGGCCUCCGUGUGAUGUAUGACACUGACUGGGUUGUAGUGGUGACUCUCCCCAGCAGCUACUAUGGAGCCACCUGUGGGCUUUGUGGGAACUUCAACACCGAACCCCAUGAUGACACGACUUAUCUGAAUGGUACCUCUACCUCCUCAAUGGUGGACUGGGCCAGGAGCUGGAAGGUCGAUGAUCAGGACCCUGCCUGUUCAGAUUCCUGCCAAGGAGAUUGCUUGGCCUGCAGUGCUAGACAGGAGGAACUGUUUGGCAGCAAAAGGUAUUGUGGGGUCAUCAGCCAAGUUUCAGGAGGCCCUUUUGGAGCAUGCCACCCCACUGUCAGCCCCACCAGCUACUUUAAUGAUUGUGUCAGUGGGAUGUGCUUAAAAGGAGGAGACAAAGACGUGUUGUGUCAAAUAGUGGAGACAUAUGCCUCCGCCUGCAAAGAAGAGGGCAUUGCCAUUGAUGAAUGGAAGGUGACAUCCGGUUGCGGACGAGCCCAGCCUGACCAACAGGCAAAUGAGACGUAUGCUGAAGAAAUCACUCCCCUAGGAAAUGCCCAUCAUUCAGCUGGUGAACCCAUCCACAGCAGCAAAGGCAAUGAGAAAUGCGCCCUGGUGAAUGGCGUGCGCCGCUGCAAGGGGACGACAUACUCCACCUGCAUAGGAACUGGCGACCCUCACUAUACCACCUUUGAUGGGAGGAAGUAUGACUUCCAAGGCACCUGCGUUUAUCAGAUGGCAGCAGUCUGCUCCGGGGACCCCACUCUCACCCCUUUUUUGGUCACAGUGGAGAACAACAACCGAGGGAGUAAGGCAGUGUCCUUCACCAAAGUGGUGACUCUGGAGGUCUAUGGCAUGAACAUCAGCUUGAGCCAAGAGCACCCACGAAAGAUUAAGGUGAAUGGAGUCUUUGUGGACCUGCCCUUCUCCUACGAAAAUAAACUGAAGGUCUACAUCAGCGGAGUCCAUGGCUUCAUCAAAACAGACUUUGAUCUGAGAGUCAGCUUUGACUGGUACAGUUAUGCCAGGGUUAUUAUUCCCAACACUUAUGCCAAUGCUGUGUGUGGUCUGUGUGGCAAUGCCAAUCAGGACCCCAGUGAUGAUUUUGUCAUGAAGGAUGGAACUCAGACGACAGAUGAAAUCCAAUUUGCAGACAGCUGGAAGUUGAAGGAGGUCCCAGGAUGCUCUGCAGGAUGCAGUGACUGCCCAGUAUGCAGUGAGGCAGAGAAACAGACCUACAAAGGGGACCAGUUCUGUGGGAUCCUCAAGAGGAAGGAUGGACCACUCAGACAGUGCCAUGAGACCAUUGACCCAACAUCCUACUUUGAGGAUUGUGUCUUCGACACUUGUCAGUACAAGGGUCAUCAUGACACGCUCUGCAGUGCCAUCAGUGCCUAUGUGACAGCCUGCCAAGCACUGGACGUCAAGGUUGGGAAAUGGAGAUCAGCCUCUUUUUGCAGCACUCCCUGUCCACGCCAUUCCCACUACGAGCUCUGUGGAAGUGGCUGUCCUGCCACCUGCAACAGCCUCUCAGAUCCAGAAGUGUGUGAGGCUCCAUGCACAGAAGGGUGCUUUUGUGAUACUGGCUUCAUCCUCAGUGGGGAUCAGUGUGUCCCUCCAGAAGAGUGUGGCUGCAUGCUCCAGGGCAGAUACUACAAGAAGGGAGAGGAGUUUUAUCCCGGUAGCUCCUGCCAGGAGAAGUGCCGCUGUCUGGACAAUGGAGCCACCACAUGCUGGCAGUUCUCCUGUGGAGCACACGAGGAGUGCAGGGUGGAGAAUGGCAUCCAAGGCUGCCACCCUGUGGGGUAUGGCACAACUAUAGCAUCUGGUGACCCCCAUUAUAUUUCCUUUGAUGGACGAAGUUUUGAUUUCCAUGGCUCCUGUACUUACACCUUAGCCCAAGUCUGCAGCCAGGACCCUCAUCUAGUGAAGUUCUCUGUGUUGGUGGAGAACGACAUGCUUGACUAUGGACGUUCUCCUAUUACAAGGACAGUUGUGAUCUCUGUUCAUGGAUACUCCAUUGUCCUUGAAAGGGGGAUGAAGUGGAAAGCUAUGGUGGAUGGAGAACUCUACACUUUGCCAAUGAAUACAGUGGAUGGGAAAGCCUGGAUCACCCAGGAGGGGAACAAUAUCAUUGUCCAUUUAUCCUUUGGCCUCACAGUCCUUUAUGAUAGGUCCUCGUUCGUCCAUGUAUCUCUUCCUAGUACCUACCAGGGACAUAUGUGUGGACUUGGGGGCAAUUUCAAUGGUGACACGAGUGAUGAUUUCAUGCUACCUAAUGGACAAGUCACCCAAAGUGUGGAAGAGUUUGGAGCCUCCUGGAAGGUCCCCGUGGAUGGUGCCAUUUGCUCUGACGGCUGUGGUGAGGAAUGCCCCACCUGUGCCACGGCGCAGACAGCACCAUACGAGGCCAAGAGCUCCUGUGGAAUGAUCCAGUCCAAGACAGGUCCGUUCAAAGACUGUCACUCUUUGGUGAACCCUGCUGAGUACUUGAGGCAUUGCCUGCAUGACAUGUGUGUGGCCGGCGGAGCUGCAGAGACUCUCUGUCGAAGCCUUCAAGCCUAUGCAGCUGCAUGCCAACUGGCUGGAGCCAAGAUUGGAGCAUGGAGAACAACCUCCUUCUGUUCUCUGCCUUGCCCAGCUAACAGCCAUUAUGAGUUGUGCACCCAAUCCUGCGAUUUCACAUGUGCUGCCUUAUCUGCUCCAUCUCAGUGCACCGGAGAUUGCUUUGAAGGUUGCCAGUGUGACACUGGCUAUGUGUUUGAUGGGGAAGACUGUGUGUCCAUGGACAAGUGUGGCUGUGCUUAUGAUGGGCGCUACAUCAAGGCUGGAGAGACCAUCCUCUCCAACAACUGCUCAGAAAAAUGCACCUGUCGUCCCUCAGGCCAGCUCACCUGUGCGGAAACCAGCUGUGCUGCAGGGGAGACCUGUGUGCUCACAGACAAGGUGCGCAGCUGUGUAAGGCAGGUAGGGCACUGCACACUCAGCCCAGGAGCCUGGUUCACCUCCUUUGAUGGAGCCAAAGGGAAACUCCUCGCUAGUGGCAUCUACAAGAUUGCCUCCUACUGUGAUGAGCAGUCACCAUCCUGGUUCAAGGUGCUGGUGGAUGUCAGUGAAUGCAAUGAAGACACUGUGCCAGCUGGGACAGCCGUCUAUGUCUUCUUCCGAGAAGCCUUCAUCUCAGUGACCAACUACAAGGAGACUUGGGUCAACGGGCUCUUGGUACAGCUUCCAUUGAAUGUCUCCAACGCCGUGUCUGUCACUGAAUCUCAGGACACCAUUGUCAUUAACCAAAGCUCCCAGAUGCAAGUUCUCUUCAGUCCCAACGGCAAAGUGACCGUGAGAGUGACGGAGAGCCUGGCAGGGAAGUUGUGUGCCCCUUGCGGGAACUUCAACAAUCAAGUCUCAGAUGACCUGCGGCUGCCCAGUGGUCAGAUUGCAGGAGACAUUGCUGAGGUCGUUGAUGCCUGGAAGGCUAGGGACUUCUUAGAGUGUUACUGAUACCUGCACGUGAGAUACUUCUUAGACUGCUAUAUCUAAAAUCCCAAUCUGGAAGCAUGCACUGGUUGCACAAGCACCUUAGAACAAUGCUGUAUUUGGGUUUUUUUAAAAAAAGAAACAUCCAAAAAGUCCUGCACGAGUGGAGCAUCCAGUUAAUAAACAUAAUGUGAUUAUCUACAAUAACUGAGAAUGGAGCCUUCAUGUACAGAAGCAGUAGCUCUGUGUACCACAAUUAGGGGAAAUAGCUCUCAGCUUCUUGUUCUGCUUGUCAGCUUUCCAUGAAGAUCUGCCUGGCAACUGUGGGACUCAAAUGUGCUCAAGUAGAUGGACCUUUGACCUGUUCUAGCAAUAUGAAGUCUUUUAUCUUCAGCCGGUCCAAAUGUUUCCUGAUGUUUGAUGAGAGUUCAGCAUCUGAUCCCUUGGUGGCUUGUGAAUUGCAGGAUGUUCAGAGAUGAAAAUGCAUAAACCUAUUGCACUCUAACCAAGCGCUGUAAAUUCAUGUCCUUAUCUCUAAAGAAGUAAACCGUUUGACAACCUUCUGUUCUAUUUGUACAAACUCCUUUUCUUGCACACCCAGGAUGGAUGCAUAUGCUAUGAAACGCCUCUCCAGUCUGAUUUAGCUUGGACCAUUAAGGUGGGCCUGCUAUGAAAUGUCAUCUGCACAAUUUGAGAUGAUUAGAAGCAGGAAAAUACAGAUGAGUCUAUUUACAGUUCAUGGGUCUCCAACUAAGUUAUACUUGGAGCAGACCCAUUGAAAUUAAUGGACAUAGCUUAGUCAUGUGUGAGCAUUUAAGGGUCUGCUCUGAGUAGGACUAGCAUUGUUCAUUCAUGAGUCAAUUCCAUCACAUUCCCACAGAAAUGUGUGAUUUUUUUUAAAAAAAUAUGUGUGUGAACAUUUGUAGCUAUAUAUAAAUAUAUGUCUUUUACAACAAAAUACAUAUUUUUUUCCUCAAUGCAUGCAUUUCCAAAUGCAUUUGACCCUAGAAUAAAUGUGCUUACAUAUUUUAGCAAGUUCUUGAGCCAAAAAACGCAUAUUGGAAAAUUCAGAAAAGUGUAAAAGUUCAUUCCAAUCAAGUUUCCCCCAAGUGUUAGCCAAAGACAUGUAGAAGGUCAUAUUCAUGCCAUCAUUACUCACAUGAUCUGCUCCAAUCAGCUGUUAUUUAUUACUGGGCUGUGUGAUGUAAGAAGCACUGGCUGGAAGGGAAUCUAAAGGAAAUGCUGUUUCCCUGAAGUCGUCUUAAAGGAUCUAGUAAAUUACUGAGUCUACCGCACCUAUCAAUCAUCUCCCCACCCCCACCCCUCUCUUAAAAGAAACUUUCAGGCUUACAUCAGCCCAGCCUCCCGACUGAGAAUCUGCAAAGGCUUGUUACAUAUGGUCAAAAUUAUUUUUCUAGAGACAAAUCUGCAGAUAUCUUUAUUGACAUUCACCAUGCACUUUUAUUUCGUAACAUCCUUCAUGUCUUUUUGCAGCUUACUCAGGCUUGGCAUGUGGCCAUGCUCCAAAGCAACAUUGUAAAAAGCAGCUGCACGCAACUAUCACUGGUGCAGCAGGCAGGUGCCAGUCUUGAUGGUCACUUUCAACUAUUGCUCACUGCAAGAGAGAGAGAAAAAAGAAUUAGACUGUAGUCCUUUACCCACUUACCCAAAAUUAAGCCCCAUUGAGACUUGCAUCUGAGCAGACAUGACUAGGUUUGUGGUGUCAGCUGGUCUUUGUGAUUCAAAAAUCAGAGGUACCCAG
Messenger RNA from Zootoca vivipara (common lizard), 22410 nucleotides. The record is from RefSeq and is a predicted model, not a curated record. NCBI's taxonomy places the organism in Eukaryota, Metazoa, Chordata, Lepidosauria, Squamata, Lacertidae.